GAGAAGGCCGUCGCGUCCGCCGGAGAGUUGGCCAGCCGGCGGCAGAAACGUGCCAUUGUACGAUUGUCGUGCAGACCCGUUCACCAGCCAUCAGUGGCAGAAUCUGCAAGUCACUGAAACAAAGGAUAGCCAGCUGAGGUGAUUAAUUCAUUCACUGAUGGCUCCUGUUAGAAUUCAAGAACCCUCCUCUACCAAUGCGUCUCCUUUACCAUGUAGUUAUCAUGUGUUCUUGAGUUUUAGAGGCCAAGACACUCGAAAGACAUUCACUGACCACCUCUAUACAGCUCUGGUCAAUGCUGGAUUUCGCACUUUCCGAGAUGAUGACGAACUGGAAAGAGGCCAAGAUAUAAAGCCAGAGCUAGAGAAAGCUAUCCAACUGUCACGAAGUUCUGUCAUUGUGUUUUCUAAAGACUACACAUCUUCUGUAUGGUGUCUGGACGAGCUUGUCAGGAUUCUUGAACGCAAGAGGACCUCCGAUCAUGUUGUGUUACCAGUGUUCUACGAUAUUGAUCCAUCCCAUGUGAGGAAACAGACUGGAAGUGUCGGAAAAGCACUUGCCAGACAUGGAAAAAAGCAAUCACCGGAGAAGUUGCAUAGAUGGAGGACAGCACUUAAAGAAGUUGCAGAUCUAGCAGGCAUGGUGCUACAAAAUCAAAGUGAUGGGCACGAGUCAAAGUUUAUCAAGAAAAUUGUUGAAGUGAUUGAGGAGAAAUUAUGUCGCAUACCCUUAAGUGUUGACCCUUAUCUGGUCGGAAUCCAAUAUUGGGUUGAAAGCAUUAAUUCAUGGUUACAAGAUGGAUCAUCUGAUGUUGGCAUACUUGGCAUUUAUGGAAUUGGUGGGAUAGGAAAGACAACCAUUGCACAAGUUGUAUAUAAUUCAAGUUUCAAAAAAUUUGAAGGUAGCAGUUUCCUUGAAAAUAUCAGAGAAACUUCUGAACAAUACAAUGGCUUAGUUAGAAUACAAAAACAGCUUCUUUAUGAUCUUUCAAAUCGAACAGGUGUGGAAAUACAUAUGGUUGCUGAGGGAAUAAAUCGGAUCAAAGAUGUCAUAGGCUCUAAAAAAGUUCUUCUUGUUCUAGAUGAUGUGGAUCAUAGGGAUCAAUUACAAGCAAUAUUUAGCAUGCGAAAUUGCUUUUGUCCAGGAAGUAAAAUCAUUAUAACGACUAGACAUCCAGGGCUGCUAAAGCUUUAUAAUGAUGUUAAGGAGUAUUGCAUUGGAACUCUAGAUAGUGAUGAAUCAUUGAAACUCUUCUGUUGGUACGCUUUUGGACAGAACCAUCCAAUUGAUGCCUACAUCGAACUUUCGAAAAGGGUCGUACACCACAUAGGAGGACUUCCAUUAGCUCUGAAAACUUUGGGUUCUUCUUUGACAGGGCAAAGUGUAGAUGUAUGGGAAAGUCAACUACAGAAGUUGGAAACUUUUCCAAACACUGAUAUCCUAAAGAAACUGAGGAUGAGCUAUGAUGCCUUACCAGAUGACCAUGACAAAAAUGUAUUUCUCCAUAUUGCAUGUUACUUUAUUGGAAAGGAAAAGCAUGUGAUCAUCAAGAUACUAGAUGGAUGCGGUUUCUCCUCAAUUGUUGGCAUUCAAAAUCUCAUUGAUAGAUGUUUGCUAACAAUUGAUGGAUACAAUCAUGAGGUGAAUAUGCAUCAAAUGAUUCGUGAUAUGGGAAGAGAAAUUGUUCGCCUAGAAUGUGCAAAGUAUCCAGAGAAACGUAGUAGGUUAUGGUAUCAUGAAGAUUCUCUCAAUGUGUUGAGAGAAAAGAAUGGUUCUGAAACAAUUGAAGGUCUUGCUCUGAAUAUGCAUAUGGACACUGCAGACAAUGCUUCAAGAAUUUCAGAUAUGGAAGUCUUGGAAACAAAUGCAUUUACAAGCAUGCACAGACUACAAUUACUCCAACUUUUUGGUGUACAACUGAAUGGAGGUUAUGAGGACUUUCCUAAACACUUGAGAUGGUUGUGUUGGCUUCAAUUCCCUUUACACUCCAUACCCAGUCAUUUUGUUUUAGAGAACCUGGUUGUUCUUGAAAUGCAGAAUAGCAGCUUGAGACAAGUCUGGAAGGGAACAAAGCAUCUUCCAUCACUGAAGAUCCUUGAUCUCAGCCAUUCUAGUGACCUUACGGAAACUGGUGACUUCUCAUUGGUUCCAAAUCUAGAGAGACUGUUUCUUGAAGAUUGCAGAAAUUUGGUUCAUGUCCACAAAUCCAUUGGGAAGCUAAAGAAACUUGUUUACUUGAAUAUGAAAAAAUGCCAAAAAAUUGAAAAGCUUCCGAAGGACAUUUUGCUGAAAUCACUUGAAACACUUACUUUGUCCGGUUGCUCAAAUCUUUAUGAGUUUCCAAUGGAAAUGAGGAAUAUGAUAUCUCUGAAAGUUCUUGAAGCCGAUGAAGUUCCAAUAAAUCGAAUACUCGCUGGGGAGCUCAAGUCAUGGCCACCAAUAGAUAAACUUAUUGAUAAUUUUUGGGCUUCUUUUCCCUGCACUUUAGUUGAGUUGAGUCUUGCAGACUGCAAACUUUCUGUUGAUGCUUUUCCUAGGGAUUUUGGUAACUUAUCCUCACUGAAGAAACUGUAUCUAUGUGAGAAUCCAAUUUGUAGCUUACCUGAUUGUAUCAGAGGCCUUGGAGGGCUAGAUUACCUUGGAUUUUCGCGGUGUGUAUAUCUCAAAUCACUUGUAGGGUUACCAAGAGUGAGCAGAGAACUGUUUACCGACGGUUGUGUAUCAUUGAAAAGGAUUACUUUUCAAUCGAUUUCAUGCUUACCAAAGAGUAUAUCUGCGUAUUGUUGGAAGUCCAAUGUAGUUGAGAUUGGUUACUGGUACAAGUUAGUACCUAUUGGAUUCGUUGACAUAGAAAUGAUCAAGCUUUUGGGCUUGUCCCACUUGAAAUCCAUUGAACCCAUUUUAUUGUCCAUCCCUGCAGGACACAGCUCUUCAAAUCACCUAAUGCUUCCCAUCCAGGGACUGUAUGAGUAUGAUAUAUUCAGCACAUUUUUUUAUGGAAAUGAGGACGAGGUUCCAGGGCAGUUCAGUAAUAGAUUUGUGGGAUCAUCCUCAAAAUCUUUUAUAGUGCCUAAUCUCAGGAUCCGAGGCUUGAACAUCUUCUCUGUCUAUAAAAGUUCACAUAACUAUUCACCUCAGGAUGUAUUAAUUACCGAAAUCAACAAUAAGAGCAAGCGUCUGAAGUGGAUCUAUGGGCCUUCAUGCUAUGGCAUUCCAACUGAAGAAAAUAAUGUGAUAUGGUUAAGCCACUGGAAGUUGAGGAAUCAGUUGGAAGCUGGCGACGAAGUCACUGUUUCAGUACAUAUGGGUACGCGGUAUAGUUGCCUUGAGAUAAAAGAGUGGGGAUUCGAGAUUGUGCAUGAGGCAGAAGACCACCAACACAUCACCGCAACAGAUGCAAAUCUUAAUGAGGACGACAUUCUUUUGUUAGAAGCCUAUCAGGUGGUGCCAGGAACAUACUUCCUCCGUGGUGGACCUAUGGAAUUCAAUAGGAGAAAUUUUAAUCUUUGGUGUCCUUAUGAACAAUAUGCCAAGUACAUAGAAAAAGAGACACAAUGGAGGGAGAUUCACGAAAUGCUUCUCUUGUUAACAAUUAAAGCAGCGAGAGACGGCACUAACAGCUGCGGUUGCAGAGAAGGCAAGAUCGCCAGAGCCAAGAAGGUCAUCAUUGGGGUUGUCGCACUCGCUCCAAUCACUCACUUCUGUGUUUUUCUUUUCAUAGUUUAUCAACUUACAUAUAUUUGGACUCUACAUGGAUUGAUGCAACGGUAGCUUAAGAAGAUUUCAAUUAGACAGCCCUUGAAAUAAUUUGCUAGUUGCUACCA
Molecule: messenger RNA, 3822 nt
Organism: Rosa chinensis
Lineage: Eukaryota; Viridiplantae; Streptophyta; Magnoliopsida; Rosales; Rosaceae
Product: disease resistance protein RUN1-like
Exons: 7
Coding region: 158-3769 (1203 amino acids)
Biological process (GO): signal transduction; defense response
Molecular function (GO): ADP binding
Source: RefSeq, a predicted model, not a curated record